CGCCGCCGCCGCGCCCGGGCCGCCUGCCCGCAGCCAUGAGCCCGUGCGGCACCGCUCGAGCCCGCCGCCCCCUGGCUUAGUCCCGCCGCCGGCCCCGCCCGCGCCAUGGAGUCGCCCGCCUCCGGCCAGCCCGCCGGCGUGCCCCCGUCCAAAGGGAAACCGAGGAAGAAGAAGGAUUUACGGAUAUGCUGUAUGGCCAAGCCCCCUGUGCCCAACCCCACGCCUCCCCGGAACCUCGACUCGCGGACCUUCAUCACCAUCGGAGACAGGAACUUCGAGGUGGAGGCUGACGACCUGGUGACCCUCUCGGAGCUGGGCCGUGGGGCCUAUGGGGUGGUCGAGAAGGUGCGGCACGCCCAGAGCGGCACCAUCAUGGCCGUCAAGCGGAUCCGCGCCACCGUGAACUCGCAGGAGCAGAAGCGGCUGCUCAUGGACUUGGACAUCAACAUGCGGACGGUCGACUGCUUCUACACGGUCACCUUCUACGGGGCCCUCUUCCGAGAGGGCGACGUGUGGAUCUGCAUGGAGCUCAUGGACACUUCCCUGGACAAGUUCUACCGGAAGGUGCUGGAGAAAAACAUGACAAUCCCUGAGGAUAUCCUGGGCGAGAUCGCGGUGUCUAUCGUAAGAGCCCUGGAGCACCUGCACAGCAAGCUCUCCGUGAUCCACAGAGACGUGAAGCCCUCCAACGUGCUCAUCAACAAGGAGGGCCACGUGAAGAUGUGCGACUUCGGCAUCAGCGGCUACCUGGUGGACUCGGUGGCCAAGACUAUGGACGCGGGCUGCAAGCCCUACAUGGCCCCCGAGAGGAUCAACCCGGAGCUGAACCAGAAGGGCUACAACGUCAAGUCGGACGUGUGGAGCCUCGGCAUCACCAUGAUCGAGAUGGCCAUCCUGCGGUUCCCCUACGAGUCCUGGGGGACCCCGUUCCAGCAGCUGAAGCAGGUGGUGGAGGAGCCGUCCCCCCAGCUCCCGGCCGACCGCUUCUCCCCCGAGUUUGUGGACUUCACGGCGCAGUGCCUGCGGAAGAGCCCCACGGAACGCAUGAGCUACCUGGAGCUGAUGGAGCACCCUUUCUUCACCCUGCACAAAACCAAGAAGACAGACAUCGCGGCCUUCGUGAAGGAGAUCCUGGGAGAGGACUCGUAGGGGUUGGGUGUGGACCCCACCCUGGGCCCCCGAUUCCCGCCGCCCCCUCUGCUGGGCAGUGCCUCCCUGGCCUGGGGCCUCCCACUUCCGUCCGGCUCUGCUGUGGGCCGUUUGCCCAAGUGCCAAAGAACCCACCAGGCCGGUGGGCUCCGUGCCCCUGCCCUGCUGCUCUGAGGACCCAGCCCUGGCCCCCAGCUCGGACUCGCAGGGCCCGGCUGUCCGCGGCAGCCCCUUCCCCACAGCGAGGGCAGCCUGUGGCGGGUGGGAAGGCCCGGCCUGGCCCCAGGUGCCGCUGGGGCUGUGUAUUUUUUAUCUCCCGACUGAAUGGACUUUGCACACUUGGGCCCAGGGUGACCACACCUGCUGUCUCGGCUUUGGCAGGGGAGACACAGUGGGUGAGCCGGGUGAGCCCUCUGAGGCCUGCACCCCAGCUCUGGCAAAGAGGGCUUUGGGGGGCACCCCAGGGCUGCCAGCCCCCUCUCGCCACCUCUGGGGGGCAUCGGCUCACCUUGUUCUUUUUUAUAACUUUAUUUUUUAAUUUAUCCUCUGUUGAUUUUUUUCUUUUGCUUUUUGGGUUUGGCUGUUUUAUCUUGCGUGGUUUGGAGCUGGCCACUUCUCUCGCACUCCUUGGGCACGGCCGGCCAAGCCCUGCCCCCUGCCCAGGCCGGGCCUGGGGGUUGUGCCCUGGGUCUGCUCAGAGAGGCACGGGGAGCCAGCAGCUCGCGCUCCCCCCCUGGGCCAGCUCAAUGGGAGCUGGGGAUUUGCUUUGGUGUUGUUUAGGGGAAAAAAGAGAAAAUAUAUUUUUUGGAAGGAGGACUUGCCCA
Choloepus didactylus (southern two-toed sloth) is the source of this 1973-nucleotide messenger RNA. It is a transcript of the gene MAP2K3, whose product is annotated as mitogen-activated protein kinase kinase 3. Lineage: Eukaryota; Metazoa; Chordata; Mammalia; Pilosa; Megalonychidae. The record is from RefSeq and is a predicted model, not a curated record. Gene Ontology annotation, biological process: protein phosphorylation; MAPK cascade. Bases 106 to 1149 code for a protein of 347 amino acids. Gene Ontology annotation, molecular function: ATP binding; MAP kinase kinase activity. The transcript has 12 exons.